Molecule: messenger RNA, 363 nt
Organism: Penicillium canariense
Lineage: Eukaryota; Fungi; Ascomycota; Eurotiomycetes; Eurotiales; Aspergillaceae
Exons: 1
Coding region: 1-363 (120 amino acids)
Source: RefSeq, a predicted model, not a curated record
AUGGCCAGUCGCUACAACAAUUACGAUUAUGACACAACUGGAACAACAUAUGAUCCAACGGGCUACGGCACUGCAGGAUAUAGUGCAACAGGCUACGGCUCGGAUGUCACCGACACGAAUUACGGCACUACCUAUGACACGGGAUAUGGCACAACGGCCUACGAUCCCAGUAGUGGCGCCUACGACCAACAUCUAGACUACCGCUCCGAUGGUACCCGACGGCAUCAUCGUGAGCGACUCGAUCCCAGCGGCGUUUACCGACAUCGAGACGUGGAUCGGCACGAUGACGGCACCACCCAUGUCCAUAGGGAAUACGACAACCCAAACACCGGCACCAGCUAUCAUCGGGAUUAUGAGCGUUAA